AUGGCCGUACCGACACUUCGUAUCCUGAUCGAUGGUGAUUGCAACAAGGUGUAUAGACGAGGUGACAAGGUUACAGGGAGGGUGUCAUUUGUGGCAGAAGAGCAGGAGCACAUCGAGUCCUUUAAACUCAUAUUCGUCGGCAGCUGCAUUACAAAGACAACACGACCAUCCAAGGAUUCGUAUGCACGAAAGGAGUUCGAGGAGCGGAUACGAUUCUUCAAUUGCGAACGCGAAGUUGUACCGCGGUCCACUCUCAAUCCGAACAAGUACUCAUGGGCAUUCGAUUUCACAUUUCCUCAGACGACUCAGCAAUCGUACAAACGACUCUCACGCGGUGCCCACUACCUGCGGGAGCCGCAUCCACUGCCGCCCUCUUUUCAGCUCGAGACCAGUAUCCCAGGAGGUGCCGCCCAAAUAUCCUACUUUGUUCAGGCACGACUCGUUUUGGGCGGAUCGAAAGGCGCACGGAAGGUGAAGCAGAUGCUUCAGUAUCGACCCACAUCGCGCGAGAAUCUGCCCAGAGAGCCUAACCUGACCGCCAGUGUGCUUUACGGUCAGACAUGGAAGCCAUCCAGAAGCAACGAAAGUCGGUCAACAGUCGACAAGGUCCUACGGAGGUCGUCCAAUAAGCCGCCGAGCAUUGUACCUACGAUCUUCUACCCAGAAAAGAUCGUCCCUGGUCAGCAUAUCCCAUUAUCAAUGUGCCUCCUGAACAGCCGAGACCGCAUGAACGAAGCACAAGCAGAAUGCACAAUUGACUCACUUUCUCUCACAAUCUCAACAUACUCGACGACAAUGUGUGGCCACACACUCACCCAGCCCGAAGACGUCGUCUCAAAGCACGUCAACUGCAUCGCUAAAACCAACAUGAAUAGAGCCGUUCCUUUCAACAAGACCCAGAACCUGACAACGAACUUCAGACUCGUCAAUGACGCCGAAUGCAUCCCCACCUUCAAAACCUACACAAUCACUCGACGCUACAUGAUGAGCAUAACAGUUGGCAUCAGAUUUGGAGACCAGCAUUUCACAGUGCGACACAACGCGCCUCUGGAAAUCCUGCCUCGGCCACCUUGCUCAUUAUCAUCGCCGCCGUUUGAGGAGGGCGAGGAAGCGGAGCCGCUGCCAAUGUACACACCAAGAGAGCCAUCGAGAGAGUUUGCGCCACAUUACGAGUCUAUCUAUGCGCUUUCGAGAACGUCUUCUACUUCAGAGAGCCUCGCGAGGUGGAAUACGGCGUCGAGUGUGACUUCAGGUACGAGCACGGCGGCGACUGAGACUUCGAUGCCAGCUUCUGAGGUGGAUGAGCCGCUGUAUGAACGCCGGGCCAUUAUAGCAAGCUAA
Molecule: messenger RNA, 1341 nt
Organism: Didymella exigua CBS 183.55
Lineage: Eukaryota; Fungi; Ascomycota; Dothideomycetes; Pleosporales; Didymellaceae
Exons: 1
Coding region: 1-1341 (446 amino acids)
Biological process (GO): ubiquitin-dependent endocytosis
Cellular component (GO): plasma membrane; cytoplasm; cytosol
Molecular function (GO): ubiquitin protein ligase binding; protein-macromolecule adaptor activity
Source: RefSeq, a predicted model, not a curated record